AUGAAAUCGAACGCUUCGACGAAUAAUAUGAAUUUGGAUUUAGUCAAAAAUUCAGAUUUGAAAAGAGUUUUAACAGCCAAUGAUAUAAUUGUGCCUUUAUUAUUAUGCACCAUAUUAUUGCUAUCGCUCUUAACUAGUGGUCUUUUGGUGACAUUAAUUGUGUUGUUAUCAAGAAUCACACGAAAUGGCCUCAGCCAAACGGAACAACCAUCACUCAUCACAGGCAAUAUUGGCAAUUUUAUGAAUAAUACAUUAUCGCAGGAUUUGCAGAAGCAAAAUCACAUAAGAGAAAUACUAAUGACGGCAUUUCGGCCCCUCAAUAUUCGUGAUAAUAUUCGUUGGCUUUCGGAAAAAAUUCACGUCGCGGGCACAGAUGAAAAUACCGAACUAAUGAAAAAGAUUGCAGCUAAAUACAAAAUUUAUGGUUAUGAAGUGGAAAUCUAUGAAUAUACAGUGUUAUUGAAUUAUCCAAAUUAUGAGAAACCAAAUAGAAUCGAGUAUAGAAAUAAUCAACAGUGGAUAGAAAUAAGUAAUGGACUAGCAGAUAUACUCGGAUCAUCUGAAGCUGUUUCUCAGGUAGACGUUGAAGGAAAUAUUGUUUAUGUAAAUUAUGGAAUGCUGGAUGAUUAUUUGCAACUUGAAAAGUUAGGAAUAAAUUUGAAAGGCAAAAUAGUCCUAUGUCGUUAUGGAGGUAUUUAUCGCGGCGACAAAAUUCAGUUAGCACAGGACAGGGGAGCUAUUGGUGUUAUUUUAUACAGCGAUCCAUUCGAUUAUGCCAAAGAUGUCAAUCAAGGAAGGACUUAUCCAGAGCAAAUAUGGCUUCCUCCAUCUGCGGCACAACGAGGGACAUUAUUGAAAACCGAAGGUGAUCCGGAAACGCCUUUUCUACCAUCGAAACAUUAUGUUUAUCGCAUUGAAAAUGAUGAAUCAUUACGUAAUCGUCAAAUUAUACCGAAUAUCCCAGUCAUGCCUAUUGGAUAUAGAGACGCUAUCAAAAUUAUGAUGGAACUAAAUGGGCCUCAAGUUAAAUAUGCAAGUUGGAGAGGAUCGAUGAAUGUAACAUAUCGCAUAACUGGUUCGAGUACCUUUCGGCUUUCUGUAAAUUCGAUAUUCGCCCGUCGUAAGAUUAUCAAUGUUAUAGCGACUUUAAGAGGAAAUGAAGAACCAGAUCGUUACGUCUUAUUAGGGAAUCAUGUUGAUGCGUGGGUUAAGGGAUCAAUAGAUCCGAGCUCAGCAACUGGCACCUUAUUAGAAAUGGCUCGAGUACUUUCAUGGACAGUUGCAGAACGAAAAUGGCGACCUCGACGUACCAUAAUGUUUUGUCAGUGGGACGCUGAAGAAUUCGGUUUGAUCGGAAGUACAGAAUGGGUUGAAGAAUUUAUGAAACCAUUGCAACAACGAGCUGUUGCAGUAAUCAACGUUGAUAAUAUCAGUGGAAAUACGACAUUAUCAGUGAAAGCCGUUCCUUUAUUAUAUCGAGCUGUUGUUAAUGCUGCUUCCAAGAUUCCUACAGGUAGCAUUUCGGAAUUUAUAGCAGGCAGAAUGACUCUACUUGAUUCCUGGAAAUUUUAUUCACCACUGAAUUCACUACCAGGUGAUAAAACAAUUCCUUCAAUUGGUAUACCAGGCUUUGGUUCUGAUUUUCAGCGCUUUAUCUCAUAUUUGGGUGUUCCAGUUGUUGAUAUAAAAUUCGAAAAUGCACCUAUUUAUGCAUAUAUGCUAUAUCAUACGAUGUAUGAAAUUCCAUGGACAAUUGAGCAUCUAAUAGACCGUAAUUUCAAUACAUUUACGGCUGUUGGACGCCUUUGGCUCGAACUUGCUAGAAAUCUGGCUGAUAGUCUAAUCAUUCCAUUCAACGUGCACGAUUAUAGUUUGAUGAUCCAUAAAUUCGUUUCAAAACUUGAUCAACAAAUUCGAAAUACUGGCAUUACAAAAUUGCUUAUUGCUAAUGACUAUAAUAAUAUAAUAAAUAAUUUAAUGGAUGCUGUUAAACGGUUUCAAACGGCGGCCAAAAUUAUUCAUACGAUUGUCGAGUAUGUCAAUUCUGGACAAGAAUCGAUAAGUUCCAAGCAGCUAGAAAUGAUAAACUCGAGAUUAGUGAACGUUGAACGAGCUUUCAUUGUUGAACGAGGUAUUUAUAGUGAUCAUGCCGAAUAUCGACAUGUCAUAUUUUCCAGUAGUCGUUUAGACGAAUAUGGAGGAGUAAUUUUUGCUUCAGUUAUGGAUCCUAUUAUUAAAUUAAAAAAUGCGUAUCUUCGUGGCGAUUUCGAUGAUCAGAAAAAAUGGAUGAAAAACGUUAAGCUUGCAUUAAUGAAUGUGCAAUAUUGCAUCGAAUCAGCCAUAUUAAUAUUAAAUCUUGAAGGAUUUUAUGACUGA
Messenger RNA from Dracunculus medinensis (Guinea worm), 2376 nucleotides. The record is from the annotation of a GenBank genome assembly. Lineage: Eukaryota; Metazoa; Nematoda; Chromadorea; Rhabditida; Dracunculidae.